AUGGCCCAGGCUACCCUCGACGAGUGGGUGUCGGACCCUGUCAACCCCGAAGUGCGCGCGCAUGUGUACAGUCUGAUUUCUGCCCUUGGCGGUAUCGGCGACGAUGGCACAUAUUCGCUUGGGCAUGAUGCUUUGCUAUGUCUCAAGGACCUCCGAAAAUGGCUCAAGUUUGCUGACGGAGCCCACAACCGGCGUGAUGUUGCGCGGUGUAUGGCAGAGGCAAACCUCGUCAAAGGAGACUUACUGGAAAUCCUGGCAAAGAUAUCGCCGACAGUCGUAGAAAGUGGAUGGAAACACAAGAUUGCAGUGGCCACACUCGAACUCCUCGUCCCCUUAACAUGGCCCUUUGAAAUCGACCCCACCGAAGCGACCGUCAACCACCAUCGCCAUGGCCCCUACAUCCAGCUUGCCCAGAUGGGCUACAAGCGCGCAAUUUUACAAUUUGACCGAGACAGGACCCUUCAGACUGCCGUCAAAAUCGCUCUUCCAUCCAUGGCAGUGCCCCUCCGAGAACGAACACCCCGAGACGAAGGUAUCAUUCGCAUCGCCUUGUACUUUAUACGCAAUAUCGCCAUGCUUUCACCCCCGAACAGCGCACCUAUGGACAUUGACGAAGCCGAGGUGUCUCGUUCUGCCACCAUUGACACCUUUCAUGAGCAGGAUAUAUUCCAGGCCAUACUGAGUAUUGCGUCAAGUAUUGGAGAGGACUUUGUCAGUCAGGACGUCAUAAUCCUCGAGAUUCUGUUCUUUCUUCUCAAGGGAAUCGACGCUGAGAAGUUGUUCAUGGAGGAUAAGAAGUUGAAUUCAAAGAACAACGAUGAACUUAAGAGCCUGAUCCAGAAGGAAAAGGCCAUGCUUGCAGGCUAUGCACGCAACGCACCAACUAGGCACAACCGAUUCGGCACAAUGAUCUGGAUAAAACGAGACGACGAGAAAGUCACUACAAUCUCGGGACAGGACGUGUUGGGCAAGGCGCAGGCCAGUAUGCAAAAGAUGGAUGAAACCAAAAAGUGGAACAAGCCCAGGCGACCCGGACGCAAGCAAGACGGCGCUGAGGAGAGGGAGGAGUUUGAUCUGCCAGUACCCCUGACCUCUUCAGCCCGAAAGCACAUCAAAGCCUUUGUUGAAGAGUUCCUCGACUCGUCAUUCAACCCCCUAUUCCUACACCUCCGCAAGGCCAUUGAGCGUGAAACCGAACGAGUCGAGACACGGCACCCCAGACAAUUCUUUUACCUUGUUUCAUGGUUUCUACGAGCAGAAUGCGCUCGCCGGCGGACAAUGAAGGAGAGAGCCGCUGAUCCCAAGAGUCCAGAGGUUUUGUCUGCAGAAGAUGAAAGCUACGGUCUGGUCGCCGAAGUCAUGAACCAGGAGACCUUUAUCCUACUCAACCGUUUCAUGCAGAGGAGCCAAGACGAGAAGGCAUGGCGGGAUCUGAAUGCUGGACUCAAGUGCUUCACACAGAUCCUGCUCACCGUUCAUGAAAUGUCCGAGUCGGCAUUAGAAGAUGACCAGGAGAUUGCUGAAAACAUCCAGAACCGCAUCUUUUAUGAAGAAGCAACACACGACCGGAUAGUCGCCAUCUUGAGAUCAUACAAGGAUCAAGGUUUCGGCUACCUAGACGCUGUCACUGAGCUAUCUCAUGUCUUCUUGCGGAUGUUGGAGCGCUAUUCCAAGCAGAAUGUGGAUAUGCAAAUUCGAUCAAAACGAAGAACGCGGAAGAUUAAAAAGAAGAAGGCAGAAAAACAGGGCGAAGAGGCAGAAGAGGAGGGCCAUGUUUCCGAGACCGAAGACAUUCAACAAGCCCAGAAGACUGUUUCGGAGCGCAAAUUUGACUUUCAUCGCUUUUUAGCAAAAUUUGUGAACCAGAGCAGUAUCAAUACCUUUGUGGCCUUCACUAGGUACUUUAAUGAUCUGGAUACUGAGCAGUUGAAGCGUGCACAUCGCUUCUUCCACCGCGUGGCGUUCAAGAUGGAGCUUGGAGUUUUGCUAUGCAGAGUCGACAUUCUCCAUCUAUUCAACAAGAUGAUGAAGGGUCCUGGAGGCCUCGAUCCCGAGUCGCCAGUAUACAAGGAAUGGGACGAGUUUAUGAAGCACUUCUUCAGGCAAGUAGUGAAGAAGGUGCAGGAGAGGCCAGAGCUCGUAGUCGAAAUGUUGUUCAGCAAGAUUCCAGCGACUCUCUUCUUCCUUGAACACGGGUACGAGCGUGAGGUGCCGACCAAAGCACCACGAGCGCCGGCAGAGCUGGAAGUCAAGCCUGGCCUAGAACCACCAGAACAAAUCGGUGUGGCUGUUGGCGUGCUUGUCAAUCAGUCUAAGUCAGAUGCCCUUCGAUGGGUCCGAGAUGUUCUCACAUCCGCGGCUGAGGAGCGGAAGGCAUGGGAAGAGGCUGCAGAAGCACAGAAGUUAUUGACUGCAGAGGUGGAGCACCCUGAAGGCGAAGCACCAACUGAAGAUACAGAGGCUGAGACGGCAAAGCCUCCAUCCAUUGUGAUCAAACACGAUACCGAGGAACGCCGUGUUGCCAUGUUCAAAGACAAUAAGCUACGACUACUCAUGAAGUUGGUUGGCUUCGAACGACUGGGCGAACAUCACGAUCCAGAUGCUGUAUGGGUUGUACCGUCAAACCUCACAUCAGCCCAACUCCAAGAGUCUAUCGACCUCAUCCGCAAGUUUGAAUUCGAUCCGCCAACAUACGAGGACGGCAAAACCCCAGAAGAUCUACUCCGCAGCGCGACCGCUGCAACACGCCGCUCAACACGCCGCGUCGACUUCGAUGACGAUUCAGACAACGGCAUAGACGACGACCCUGAAGACCACGGAGAAUAUGCCCAAGGCGGUCCAACAGCACGCGAAGGCGACGCCCCCCGCAAGAAACUCAAGCGGCGGCGGCGCCAACGCACCCCCGUCGAACUCGAUGACGAAGAGAAAGACCGCCGUGCCGAAGCCCGCCGCAAAAAAGAAAUCGAAAAGCAAGCCAAAGCCCUCAGCACAAUGUUCGUCCACGAUUCGGACGACGAGGAUUGGGAUGCAGAAAAAGAUGCCGCCUUCUUCGCCCGCGAAGAAGCCAUCCGCCAGGAAAACAUGCAGGUCUUCAAGAAAUCCCUCGUCCUGGGUACCGUGGAACCUGUUGCUUCGAAAAAGCGGAAAGCAGAUGAUGCGACGGAGAAGAGUAAGCGGCGCAAGAGUCCGCCGAAACGCAAGGCGCUGUUUGAUGAUAGCGACGACGAUGAGGAAGAUGAGAAUCGCGCGAGUAGCAGAGCUACAUCUGAAGCUGCUGGAAAUGCUUUAGGUGAUGAAGAGGAGGAGGAUGAGACACCACUCUCUUCGCAAAAUCCUGGGGCAUCGACGGUGAGUGAUGGCGAUGUUACGCCGAGGAAAGAGUCAACUGUUGAGAAGAGUGUGGAUGUUACCAUGACGAAUGCGGAUUCGGAUGAUGACGAUGACGACGAUGAUGUUGCUGUGCCGACUAGACGGCCGGCGAAGCGGAAUACGAGGGCCGGGUUCGUAGUGGAUAGUGAUUCUGAGUGA
Molecule: messenger RNA, 3528 nt
Organism: Bipolaris maydis ATCC 48331
Lineage: Eukaryota; Fungi; Ascomycota; Dothideomycetes; Pleosporales; Pleosporaceae
Product: timeless protein-domain-containing protein
Biological process (GO): DNA replication checkpoint signaling; replication fork arrest; DNA repair
Cellular component (GO): replication fork protection complex
Molecular function (GO): DNA binding
Source: RefSeq, a predicted model, not a curated record